This is a messenger RNA of Rotaria sp. Silwood1, 1812 nucleotides long. The record is from the annotation of a GenBank genome assembly. NCBI's taxonomy places the organism in Eukaryota, Metazoa, Rotifera, Eurotatoria, Philodinida, Philodinidae.
AUGACUCUUGAGUUGUUACCCAAUGAACUUUUAUUACAAUUGUUCGAAUAUCUUCCUGUCGUCGAUCUUUUUCGCGCUUUCCUACAUCUCAAUAGUCGGUUUAAUAAUCUUCUCUUCAAUCAAUUUCGUAAAUAUCGUCUCAAUUUUCAAUCUACAUACAAACAAGAUUUUGAUAUUAUUUGUCGACGCUAUCUUCCAUCAAUUAUUGAUCGAACAAUUUCACUUUGUCUUUCAGACGAUGACAAAACUCCAGAUCAAAGCAAUUGUUUUGUAUCUUAUAACUUGGCUCUUUGUGACUUUAGACAUUUACAAUCACUCUCAUUAUAUUAUUUACGUUGUGAAAUCGUAAUGUGCCAAUUGAUGAAUGAAUGUCAACAUCUUCAUAGUUUAAUCUAUCUGAAAUUUAGUCAAUGCAAAUUUCGUCAUGAAAAAACGACAAUUUGUUGUCUUCUUAGUAGCAUAUGGUGUUUACCAAAGUUGACUUACUGUUAUUUGGAUAUUUAUUUUAAUGGUAAAGAAUAUUGUAUUUUACCAACAAUGAUAUCUACUUCACUUCAACAUCUUACUAUACAGUGGGCAACAUAUCGGCUUACGGAUCUUGCUCAUAUUUUCCAAUGUACACCUUAUCUUCAAUAUCUUGAUGCAAACUACAGUAUCGAUCUUGAUGAUACACCACUUUCUUUUAAUAUUUCAUCGAUCGUUACGUUGAAAAUGUGUGUGUAUGAAUCACGAUCAACGUUAAUUAGUUUUUUGGAAAAAUUGCCUAAUUUACGUCAUUUGACAAUCGAAACAGAUGAUACCCAUAUGGAUGGAUAUCAAUGGGAACAACUUAUUGUCAAUCAUUUGCCUAAACUUCAAAUACUACGACUUAAAAUGUUAUUUCAUGUUGAUGAUAACGAAAAUAAAGAACAACGAGUCGAUGAUUUACUUAAUUCAUUUAGAACUCGAUUUUGGCUUGAAGAACAUCAAUGGUAUGUUCGAUGUGAUUGGGAUCGAUGUCAACAAGAUUCUUGUCGUGACGAUAUUUUUCUCUAUACAUUACCAUAUACUUUCAACGAUUACUAUUUGCAUGAUUCAAUUAUUAAAGAGAAAUCGACUUGUCCUGGUAAUGAUAUUCAUUUUUCAUACGAUCAAGUACAUUCUUUGCAGUAUGAAAUUUUUCCACCUACAAAUCAAAUAUCGUCUCAAUUUAUGUUCCUUAAUAUUCACGAACUUUAUAUGUACUUUCCUAUAGAUGUUAAUUUUUGGUUAGUAAUGCCUCGACUAGAUCAUUUGAAAUCACUUUCAGUGGGUAUAGAUGAUCUUGUUCAAACGUUUGAUACUCUAUGUCAAUUGCAAACCAUUUUGGAUCGAGCACCUCGUUUAUAUAGUCUCACAUUUGAACGUUGGCCGGAGACUUUUACAGAUAUGCCACCAUUUAAUUAUUCAAGUAAUUCAGUUCGUCUACUUCAUUUGCAAGAUAUUGAUCGACCUUACAAUCAUCGUCAGUGUGUUAUAUUGAGUCGUUCAUCACUAGGCAAACAAUGUGAAAUACUUUCAAUUACCGUAAAAUAUCGAAGAAGUAUACUCUAUCUUCUUCGUAAAAUGACAAAUCUUCGAGCAUUGAAUUUUAUAUCUCAAGAAGAUCCAUGGGCAGAUCGAAAUCAACAUUACUCAUCUUCGUCGAGUGAAGAUGAUGGUACCGAUGACGAACUUAUUGCCUGGUUAAAAGAUUGUUUACCAUCUACCUAUACGAUUACGAGAUGUACUGAAGGAGUUACUGAAUUUGGAACUCGGACUAUUGGCUAUCCUAUACGAUUGUGGAUUGGUUGA